AUGACCCCCACCCGCACACACACUCCAGCAACACUCCUCGCCGCCAUCCUCCUCCUCCUGCCCGCAUCCCAUGCACACCGCCACACUCCCCCGAGCCCCGCCGCAACAGCCCUCCUCCCAGCCAACACCGCCCUCCUCAGCCGCCCACACCCCCUCAACCCACCCCCCGCCCAGCCCAGCCCCCCAGCAGCCCUCCACCACCACCACCACCAACAACAUGUCCUCCAGAAACGCGCCCCCAACUGGGCCACAGUCACCGUCUACGUCAACACCCUCACCGCCUACGCGGACGCGCCGACGAUCGUGACGGUGACGGUGAAUGGGACGGACCAGGCGGCCAAGACGGCGGCGACGGUGACGGUAGGCACAUACACCCAGACGCUCGGCCAGCAGUCCCCGCAACCCACCUCGACCAAGACCGUCUUCCUCGGAGCUCCGGCCACCUCCACCACCCCGUACUCUCCCGUCGCCACCGGCCUGCCCGCCCUGCCCGCCGACCGGGCCUGCUACCCCGGCGAAUCCUCCCAGCGCUAUCCCGGCACACUCUCGCUCACCCGGCCCACCCAGACCACCACCCUGCUCGUCAUGGCGCUCUUCCUCUUGGUCAUGCUCGUCUGCUGGAACCUCUUCUUCAUCCGGCUGCUCAUCUUCCCCCUCAAGCUGGUCGUCAUCAGCUGGCACGAGCUCGGCCACAUCGUCCUCUCCAUCUUCGCCGGCCACACGAUCAAGGAGGUCGACAUCGAUCCCAACGUCGGCGGCACCGUCAAGCUCGUCCAGGACAUCGUGCCCCCCGCCGCCCCUCUCUUCGCCGGCUACCUCUCGUCCUGUCUGUUUGGCGGCUUGAUGGUCUUCUGCGGCUUCGACACCCUGGCGUCCAAGAUUGCAAGUAUCUUCAUUGCUAUGUCGCUGCUCGGCGUCAUGUGGUGGGCCAAUACCCCCGCCUCGAAAGUCUUGACGGUGGGUGCCAUCGGCCUCUUGGUCGCCUUCUGGUUUAUCGAUCAUGCCGGAAUGCUGAGAUAUUACGUCUUGCUCAUGGGCGUCUUGAGCUGUUGGUAUGUCCUCUUCGACGUCAUGGACGAUUUCGUGUUUAGAAAGUACAAUCCUUGUUGUCCGAUCCUGUUCGAGUCACGGUGGCCGAAAAUCACUGCGCCCCAAUGGGCGAUGAUGUGGAUCUUCUAUUCGGCCAUCAAUUUUGCGGCAUGGACUAUACUUGCGAUUGCUGUGUGGAGGCAGACUCCGCGCGGAAUGUAUUGUCAAAGCCAGCAGUUCUUGCCCACUUAG
Messenger RNA from Puccinia triticina, 1281 nucleotides. RefSeq lists its product as uncharacterized. The record is from RefSeq and is a predicted model, not a curated record. The coding region runs from base 1 to 1281 and encodes 426 amino acids. NCBI's taxonomy places the organism in Eukaryota, Fungi, Basidiomycota, Pucciniomycetes, Pucciniales, Pucciniaceae. The transcript has 10 exons.